AAAUUUUAUAAGAAAAGAAAUAUUGACAAGAAGUGAAAGAAAUAAAAAAACAAUGCUUGACCUCAAAACCUCAAAACUCCCACAACUCCCCAUUUCUUGAAAUCAUUCCACCCACAAACCAAUGCAUUCCACCCUCCCAUACACACCAUCAUUUUCAGCUAGACAAGUAAGGAAACCAAAAUCUUUUAUUUUUUCUAUAUAUAUAUAUAAAAAAAAGUGUAAUCAUAAAACAAAUCUGUCUCUCAUACACUCUCUCUCCAUCUGUCAACUGUCAUGUCUUCCAUGAUUUUACAUCACUUUCAUAUAAAUUCUUCAGAGCUUUAGUUAUCCAACACCAUGCACAUUUGUGAUGGUCAGCAACACAAACUACUGAACUAGGCCUUAUAUAGUUAUAUACACAUAAAUGAUAAAACUAUAUUUUUUUAAAAUUAAUUUAAUAAAAAAAAGGUCAUGAUUUAAUAAUAUCUUUUCACUUCCACUCUCAAACAGUCCCACUAUUAGCUUGAAGAGUUGGGUGUUGGUUGUCACAGUGACAAUUGGAGUUGAAAGCACCCAUCUUUUCAUGUCUUAAUUGUUCAUCAGACUACACCAUCUUAAUAGUAGUAGUAGUAUUUUAGUACUUGCUAAAAUCACUACAUAUAUUUCUAAUAUUUACAUUUAUCUCUUUGCACUCUUCUUUCUUGGCUCUUUUUAUUAUCUUGAGAUUCGUCUUUUACAUAACUUCUAUAUUCUAGUCUACAAAGAAAAAUAAGAGGGGUGAAAAAAGAUGGGUUCUUUAGGAAGUUAUGAAGGAGUUAAAGGUAAAAAGGCAAUGUGGUUGUAUCCAAAAGUGUCUGGUUUUAAUCCUUCUGAAAGAUGGGGGCAUACUGCUUGCUUCUCUCAAGGUCAUGUUUAUGUCUUUGGGGGAUGUUGUGGGGGUCUGCAUUACGGUGAUGUCUUAGUCCUGAAUCUAGACACAAUGUCCUGGACCACUCUAGUGACUACUGGGAAGGGUCCGGGACCACGAGAUAGCCAUAGUGCCACGCUGUGGCGGAACAGGAUUAUAGUCUUUGGUGGCACUAAUGGCUCUAAGAAGGUCAAUGACCUCCACAUUUUGGACCUUGAAUCCAAGGAGUGGACCCAACCCUUGUGUACCGGUGCCUACCCUUCAGCACGCGAGAGCCACACUGCCACCUUAGUUGGGGAUGAUUAUUUAGUCGUGUUUGGCGGGAGUGGUGAAGGGGUAGGAAACUACUUGAAUGAUUUGCACUUUUUGGAUCUUAAGACCAUGAGAUGGACUUCCCCUAUGGUGAAGGGUGAUGCCCCUCCUCCUAGAGAUAGCCACAUCAGUGCGGUGGUUGGGAGGAAGGUCUUCGUAUAUGGUGGGGAUUGUGGGGACCGCUAUCAUGGUGAUGUGGACUUGUUCGAUCUCGAUACCUUGACGUGGUCUAGAUUGGAAGUUCUAGGACCUUCACCUGGUAGGAGGGCAGGACAUGCUGCUGUGAAGAUUGGAACUAAGGUGUAUGUUGUUGGUGGAGUUGGUGACAAGAAAUACUACAACGAUGCUUGGGUCCUCGAUACAGCUAUAAGUUCAUGGUCUAAGCUUGAGAUUUGUGGUCAGCCACCUCAAGGGCGGUUUUCUCAUACAGCAAUUGUUACAGACUCUGACAUUGCAAUAUAUGGAGGGUGUGGAGAAGACGAGCGUCCUUUAGGGGAGCUCCUUAUAUUGCAACUCGGGAACGAGCACCCAAAUGGACGCUACAACAUUUCCAUGUGCAAGAGUUUUGGAAAUCAUAGGAGUCAACCAAGGAGAAGAGGUCAGUCCGAUACUCAAUGGCAGAAGACAAUGCUUUUAGGGAGUUGCAUUGAGACCGAAAGAAAAGAUGCAAAUGAGGUUGACAUUUUACACUCAAAGAGGAGAAGAACCAUUAAUACAAACACAUGGGAGAAGGAACCAGAACAGGAAGAGCAUUCUCUUUCUGUCUCACAGAAUUCGUCUCCAUCUCAAUCUGAUCAAGAACAAACAACUGUUCAAAACCCAACAUCCUCCUUACCAGCAUCUCAAAGUUUCCAGUUCCCGCCUUCUAUUCAUCCAUUAAAUAAACCUCCAAGGAAAAGUCAGCAUAAUCUGCCUGAUGUUUAUAUCUUAGGGGAGCAUCGACCGAGCCAAAGACAUCCACAUUCCUUACCAUUGUCUCAUGCAGUUCGAAGUGAUGUGGAAUUCUUAACAGCAGAGGGGAGACACCUAAACCAAAGUGUCACUCAAAACUUGAUUGGAGCUGAAGUACAGGGGAAAGUAGACGGGUCAUUCGAUUCCGGUUACCUAAUGACUGCUACUGUUAAUGGGAGAAUGCUUAGAGGGGUUCUGUUUGCUCCUGCACCAAAUUUCACGUAUAAAGGAGCGAAUCGAUGCCAAAAUAGCUUUGGUCAAGUUACGGUUGCUGAGCAAUGUACAAACUCUAACAGAGGAUCCACUCAUGGAAAGAGUCCAAUUGUGCAGGCCAUAAAAAGCAGUGGUGUAGGAUUCAGCCAUGAAUUUGGUCAUGGAAACAUUGAUCGCCCCUCUCCCAUUCUUCGAGCUCUACCGAGGAGGGAUCAGUUAUUAAGAGAUAGAAGUGAUCUUCAAGGUGUUGUUCUAACGCUAGGAGGACCUGGUGCAGGAAAUAGUCAUGGAUGAGUUUGUAUAGUUGAUACUUAUACCAAUCUACUAUAGUGUCUGUUUUGUCUAUUAAUUUCGUUAUAAAGUUUAGAUGAAGUUAUGUGUUAUUA
Molecule: messenger RNA, 2748 nt
Organism: Beta vulgaris subsp. vulgaris (sugar beet)
Lineage: Eukaryota; Viridiplantae; Streptophyta; Magnoliopsida; Caryophyllales; Amaranthaceae
Exons: 7
Coding region: 767-2656 (629 amino acids)
Molecular function (GO): protein binding
Source: RefSeq, a predicted model, not a curated record